This is a messenger RNA of Nerophis lumbriciformis (worm pipefish), 1691 nucleotides long. It is a transcript of the gene rnf208, whose product is annotated as ring finger protein 208. Lineage: Eukaryota; Metazoa; Chordata; Actinopteri; Syngnathiformes; Syngnathidae. Gene Ontology annotation, biological process: protein ubiquitination. Gene Ontology annotation, molecular function: ubiquitin protein ligase activity. The record is from RefSeq and is a predicted model, not a curated record.
GAGGAGGAGGAGGAGGUGUUGUGAGGGAGCAGAGGAAGCAGGAAAAGGAGAGGAAGGAGACAUGACGCUGUGGUGCAGGAGAUGAGUGCAGGAGCUCGGACGCCAUCUUUGUCAGCGCCAUCGACGCCAUCACGAGGAGGCAGGAGGGCGAGAGCGGAGAGAGGAGGCGGGAAGGACCUCCAUCUUGUCUCUGCAUCCCAGGCAGGAAGACGCACCUGAGGACACGAAACCCUCUGAAGACGGACCGCUUCCUUCUCACUCUCACCUGGGAGGACUUGUGAACAGAAAGUAUCUACAUAAAUCCAAAUCUUGAUACAUAGAUCAAGGGAGGCAUAGAUGUAUGUAUAGAUGUAUGGGACAUCUUCAGUAGGUGCUGCUUUUUGCAAACCAUAAGCUGCUGAUCCUUAAGGUGCUCUGGCUCAACUCUGCUUCCCGCCAACCCCCCACAGUCACAGCAAUAAUAAUACUAAUAACAAUAAUAGAGCGGUCACAAGGACUCAGGCUGACGGCAGCGGGCAACAGGAUUGGGGGCGGGGUCUGUAAAGGCACCAUGGAGGCAGUCAUCCGUCCCCACGUGCCCUCCAAUGGCUGACUUGAGCCCGGCGGCAGCAGGCGCUCCUUUCCCGAGCCUCUUUGUGGUCCUCUUCCCAGACACCAUGUCUUGCCUCAGGCGUCAGCCGGUGGCCAUCCCCAUGGACACGGUCAAGAUCAUCCAGUCGGAGAAGUUCCCCAGGGAGUGCGCCGUGCCCGUCACCCAGCCCCGCUUCGCCCCGCCGCCCAGGGUGGCCUGGGGCGGCGAAGGCCAGAUCAUCGUCAACCAGGCCUGCGGUGACCUGACGCUGGACAUGGCGGCGCCGCCGCCCGCCAGGCCCGUGGCGCCCCCUCCGGCCCCGACCCUGCGCAGGGAGCCCAGCUUCUUAGCGCCGCGCAAAACCAGUGCCAACGAGAUCUGCUACCACCAGUUCCACUUCAAGAUGGAGGACGUCAUCGUCAACCAGUACGUGCUGCGCUCCUCCUCCACCUCGUCGUCCGCGUCCUCGUCCUCGGGGCCGAGCGCGGCCUGCGAGCCCCUAGACUGCCCCACCUGCGGACACACCUACAACUUCGCCGGCAAGCGCCCUCGCAUCCUGUCCUGCCUGCACUCGGUGUGCGAGGAGUGCCUGCAGAUCCUCUACGAGUCGUGUCCCAAGUACAAGUUCAUCUCCUGCCCCACCUGCCGCCGCGAGACGGUGCUGUUCACCGACUACGGCCUGGCGGCCCUCGCCAUCAACACCAGCAUCCUGAGCCGGCUGCCCGCCGACCCCAACGGGCCGGUGCAGUGGGGCGGGGACGCCGACCGCAGCUGCUACCAGACGGUGCGGCAGUACUGCCAGUCGGCCUGCACCUGCCACGUGGCCAACCCGCUGUCGUCCUGCGGCAUCAUGUAGGCAUGGUAGGGGGCGCCAUGGAAACGCUGCUCAGCCACACCUCGGUCGACUAUAAGCUCUCCAGUCCAGUACUUCACCACAGACGACUUGUCUCUAUAUUUAUCAGCACAGUCGGGUGCCGAGUGCUGGACCACUGAUGGAGAAACGGUAGAAAGAUGUAUUUUAUGUAUGAACUCCAUCCUCUUCACCUUCUCUCCUUUGCUGGGACGUGUCCAUCGUCUCUUCUCAUGGCAAUGAUCCAAUAAACAUUCUCUUCAAAACGUC